This is a messenger RNA of Rhizophagus irregularis DAOM 181602=DAOM 197198, 585 nucleotides long. RefSeq lists its product as uncharacterized. The record is from RefSeq and is a predicted model, not a curated record. Lineage: Eukaryota; Fungi; Glomeromycota; Glomeromycetes; Glomerales; Glomeraceae.
AUGGUAACGAAUUGGAACAACGAUGAGGUCCGUAUGCUUAUUAACCUACGAAAAACAGACAAUGAACGUUUUCAUCAUAUUGGUCAUGUCAAACGACCAUUUUGGAAGGAGGCGAUGUAUAAUUAUAUUCACUCAAUACCAGGUGGCAAAAAUAGCAGAAAUGGCGAAAUGUACUAUGAAGAGUUUAAAACAGAAUUCUGGCAGAAGCCAGAAACUGAAUACGAUAGGAUGCAUAGAGCAAAUCAAGCGGCUCAGGCAAAAUUCAGUUUGAGUUCAGCGGCAAGUUUUGCAAAUUAUGAUCUAGCAUUAAUUGAUAGUAAUCAAGGAGAUCAAGGGAAGGAGAAUGAAGAAGGAUGUUUUGUUGAUAAUGAAGAAGUUGAUAAUGAAGGAGAAGAAAUAAGUUUAAGUAAUCAAGAGGAUCAAGGGAAGGAGGAUGAAGAAAGAUGUUUUGUUGAUAAUGAAGAAGUCGAUAAUGAAGGAGAAGAAAUAAGUUUAAGUUUUUUAAGUUCAAGUUCUUCAAGUUCAGGUUCUUCAAGUUUAUUAAGUUCUUCAAGUUCAAGUUCUUCAAGUUCAAGUUCUUCGUAG